This is a messenger RNA of Plodia interpunctella (Indianmeal moth), 1145 nucleotides long. RefSeq lists its product as uncharacterized. The transcript is spliced from 4 exons. The record is from RefSeq and is a predicted model, not a curated record. Bases 96 to 1058 code for a protein of 320 amino acids. Lineage: Eukaryota; Metazoa; Arthropoda; Insecta; Lepidoptera; Pyralidae.
UUUUUUUAUAUCUAUAGUAUGUUUUGCUUUGGUAGGUAAUAUGUAAGGUAUAUAUAAGCCAAAGUAACUGGCAGCUUUCAUCAGACGAUCGAAAUAUGGCGAGGGGCAAGGUUUUUUGGUUAUCUGUUCUUGUCCUGGGCUCAGCAUGGGCGGCGCCCGCGCCCCAGUCACAGAUUGACUGUCCCGAGCCGCCUACUGGCUCCAUACCUAUCGGGCCCUGCAACCCCUGCGCGCCCGCCAUCAACUUCCAGUACGGCCAGGCACCCGCAGGUUCUGUGAUAGUUAAGCCCGGUCAGAUCCGAUUCCCAGCACCUCCGCCAAUCACCAUCCGACCCGGACAGAUCACACCACCACAGCCCGGGCCAGUAUGGAUCAAACCUGCUCCGGUGCAGCCUCCAACCCCAGCACCGAUUAGGGUUCAACCGGCGCCGAUACAGCCACCGAAUCCGCCACCAAUCAGUGUCAGGCCUGCACCAAUAACUCCACCAAGGCCUCCUCCAAUCUGUGUUAGGCCACCACCAAUUUGUCCACCAAGGCCACCACCAAUCAGGAUCCAACCCAAUGCAGUGCCAGUGCCACCACCUGACACGAUCAUCGUCCGACCACCUAAGAUUAUCGUGCCGGCGCCACCAAUCAUCGUCUUCAGACCAAACCCACCUACCUGCUUCAGGACUUUAGGCUGCGCGUCCAUCAAUACCGCUCCCGCAACCCCAGGUCCCCAACCUGACCCACAACCGCCAAUUGAUCCGUGUGACCCGUGUGCGCCUCCCGCCCCAAUUGACCCCUGCAACACAUGCGACCCGUGCAACCCUUGCAACAUUUGCAACCCAUGCGACCCGUGCAACCCGUGCAACACCUGCAACCCAUGCGACCCGUGCAACCCGUGUAACCCGUGCAACAUUAUCAACCCAUGCGACCCGUGCAAUCCCUGCAACAACAUCAUCAAUCCUUGCGAUCCUUGCAACCCAUGCAAUACUUGCAACCCCUGCGACCCAUGCAACCCAUGCAACCAAUGCAACCCCUGCGACCCAUGCAACCCCUGCAACCCAUGUAACUAAAUAGUAUAUAUAUCUAAUAUAUGUUUUAAGCUACAUUUGUAAGUGCGAGUGAGAUCGAAAUACAGUACGGGUAGUUUUAGCAAACUA